CCUAUAUAAAAACCUGAACACUUGGAUUUCUACAGACCAAUUUAUUUGCUGCUCAUCUCUCAUUUUCUUGCAACUUUCUCAACCGCUAGUCAAGAAAAAGAGAAACUUGCAAAGAAAAGAGAAUAAAAAUGGCAGCUUUCCCAACAUACCAAAGCUUUCUUGAUUCAACUUCAUCUUCAUCAUCCGUAGUGUUUCUAGAACCUAAUUCCUCCAUGUACAAGAUUCCCUCUGGAAAUUUCAUGGGUGAAAACACCCACAAAUUUUCCCAGUUUUACCUGCAGUCUGAAUCUGGUCAGGAGCCCUCCCCGUUUCUGACCACCGACAAUAAUAUCACCGAGGCCGCCGCCGCCGCUUCCACCUCCGCCUCCCCCUCUUCCUCGGUGACAACUACUAGACAUGAGAGUGGGGACCACGUGACUCACCAAUCUGCUACCCCAUCAAUAAUGCCCAGGAAAAGGAAAUCCAAGAAUCACUCUUCUUCUUUCAACUCCCUUCCAUCUUCCAAGAAUAAUAAUAAUGGAAGGGAAGGUGAAGAAGGAAAGAGGCAGAGAAAAGGAAAUGCAGUGAAAGAAGGGAAGGAGAAAAAGACCAAAGAGGACAAGAAAUGUACAGAAGAGGCCCCUACAGGAUACAUCCAUGUAAGGGCACGAAGGGGCCAGGCAACUGACAGUCACAGUCUCGCCGAACGGGUAAGGAGGGAGAAAAUAAGUGAAAGGAUGAAAUUACUGCAAGAUCUUGUCCCUGGUUGUGACAAAGUUUCCGGGAAGGCCCUCAUGUUAGAUGAGAUUAUCAACUAUGUCCAAUCCUUGCAAAAUCAAGUUGAGUUUCUGUCAAUGAAGCUUACUUCAGUGAGUCCCAUGUUUUAUGACUAUGGCAUGGAUUUGGACCCUAUCAUGAGACCUGACCAGCAGGACAUGAAUAUAGAGAGGAUGAAUGGCGCAAUGGCAAAUAUUCAGCAGCAGGUAUUGUGUAACCCCACCGCCGCAGCUGUGGUGUCUGACGCAAAUACAGUGUUGACCGCCAUUCCUCCACCAAAUUGCGACGAUUUUCCUCUCUUGGAUUGCUCAGCGCCUCGCCUCUAUCAUCAACAAACUCCCCAUGCCCUAACUAAUCCCCUCAAUCUGGGCAAUGGACAGGUUUUGUGGGGCGGGGAAGAUCACAGACAGAAGUUCAUUAAUGAAAAUGGAUUCAGCAGCAACAACUUGUGUUCAUUCCAUUAAUACAUAUUAUAACCCCAACACAUAUAUUAAUCAUCUGUUUUGUGCAGUUUCGUUGGCGGGUUUGAUCUGAUGAUCGAGAGCAGGAAGGAAUAUAAUAAUAUUCCUUAGUUAAUUAGUACAGCAUAAAUAAUCUAAUUAAUUAGUUGUGCAUGGAGAUGGUGGACUAUGAUGUGAAAUCAGCUGGACCGUUGGAUCAUGCAAAUUCAUCCAACGGCUGAGAAGCUAGCUAGCACGCUCCAAAUCGACAUGAAUAGAUGUGAAGUAGCAAGUCGAAUUCAUGGAGGAAGUGAAAGAACAAGUCGACCAACGGGCCGGAAAGAAGACAGGAGGACCCAGCGACUUUAAUUUGUAGAUCCUUUCAUAUUUGUUCUGGCCCAGCCCAAAUUGAUUGAACAUCUUUUGUAUAUGGGGGACGGACGAUCUUUAGAGAUUUUGAAGUACUAGAAAAGCAACAUAUUAAUUAAAAUCUCAUACGUAGUACCAAGUAUUUCUUUAUUUAUUUAUCUAUUUAUCCUAAAUACGUACUCUAGUCAUUUUAUUUGAUGAUGGUAGAGAAUUAUAUUACAGAUACCUAUAAUCAAAACAUAGACUACAGUCAUAUUUAUAUUCUGAUAUAAACUACUAGUAUAGUACUACUUCUGUAUCUAUUUAUUUGUCACUUUCCUUUUUUGAUGUAUCAAAUUCAUUGUUUCCUUUCUUUUUUGGAAAGAAUCUCACUCAAAAAGC
Messenger RNA from Cuscuta europaea, 1946 nucleotides. The record is from the annotation of a GenBank genome assembly. NCBI's taxonomy places the organism in Eukaryota, Viridiplantae, Streptophyta, Magnoliopsida, Solanales, Convolvulaceae.